AUGCGUGUUCAUACUGGAGAAAAACCUCAUCUGUGCGAGAUAUGUAACAAAACGUUUAGAUAUAAGAGUGCUUUAAGCACACAUAUGCUGACUCACACGGGUUAUAAACCUUACAUAUGUGAGGUUUGUAAUGCAUCAUUUGGGAAAAAGAGCAAUUUAAACAGACAUAUGUUUAUUCACACAGAAGAGAAACCUCAUGUAUGUGAGGUAUGCAACAAAGCAUUAAGUCAAAAGUGUAAAUUAAAUGAGCAUAUGCUUUUACACACAGGAGUGAAACCUCAUGUUUGUGAGGUCUGUAAAAUGUCAUUUAGACAAAACACUGAUUUAAACAGCCACAUGUUUAUUCACACAGGAGAGAGACCUCAUAUGUGUCAGGUCUGUAAAAAGUCAUUUAGACGAAAUACUGAUUUAAACAAGCACAUGGUUAUUCACACUCAAGAAAAAUCUCAUGUGUGUGAGGUCUGUAAAAAGGCAUUUAGACGAAGCACAGAUUUAAUCAACCACUUGUUUAUUCACACAGGAGAAAAACCUCAUAUGUGUAAGGUCUGUAAUAAGUCAUUUAGACGAAACAGUGAUUUAAACAGCCACAUGUUUAUUCACACAGGAGAGAAACGUUAUAUGUGCAAGGUAUGUAGCAAAUCAUUUAGUCAAAAGACUAAUUUAAAUGUGCACAUGCUUUUACACACAGGAGAAAAACCUCAUGUGUGUGAGAUAUGCAGCAGAUCAUUCAGAAAAAAGAUUGAUCUAAGCGGGCAUCUGCUUGUUCACACAGGAGAGAAACCUUAUGUAUGUGAAGUAUGCAAUAAAUCAUUUAGUAGAAAAUCUAAUUUAAAGAGACAUGUACUUACACACAGAAGAAAGGCCUUAUGUGUGUGA
Messenger RNA from Stegodyphus dumicola, 876 nucleotides. RefSeq names its product zinc finger protein 271-like. The record is from RefSeq and is a predicted model, not a curated record. NCBI's taxonomy places the organism in Eukaryota, Metazoa, Arthropoda, Arachnida, Araneae, Eresidae.